Molecule: messenger RNA, 7827 nt
Organism: Maniola jurtina (meadow brown)
Lineage: Eukaryota; Metazoa; Arthropoda; Insecta; Lepidoptera; Nymphalidae
Exons: 10
Coding region: 289-4551 (1420 amino acids)
Source: RefSeq, a predicted model, not a curated record
AAAACAUUCCUUUUUUUCUGCAGUCGUCAUUGUUCGUGCCAAGUUCGUGCUCGCCAAAAUCGAGCUAAUCGCGAACGAAUGUAGAUUGUAGACCUAGAAUUUUUUUUACAAGUGCUCUCGUUCCACUUUUCAGUUUUCUUUAAUUCUAUACAAUUAAUUUCUUAGUUCUGUGCUUUCGUCGUGCUGUGCGUUCAAAAAAAAAGUGAAACAAAGGCUGUGGCUCAGGCUGUGCGUGCAAAGUGGUUGUUUAGUGAAUAUGAUGUCACAGUUAAUAAAUCCUUGAAAAAUAUGAGUGUUAGUGUCGAAGACGUGUCUAGUCCUUUAUCGGAGGAACAGCGCAGUAUUUUCGAGGUAAAUAAUGACUGUGCGGAGGAAAAAAAUGAGUCCGUCAAUGCAGUUGAGGAAGGUCAGGAAAAGUCCGAGAAAUCGGAAAAUUCGGAGCCUUCGACACCAAAACCACAUCCCAUGGCUUUCACGAUCGACUUUGGGGAGUCUAAGCAAGUCGAUAAUCGUAGACUCGAAGAGCUAGCGAAGAAAUCCCAGGCAAGACAUCAAAGAGUAUCCUCGAUGUCUGUUGGUCAGUCGAAACCUAGUCCAAUACAGUCCCAGCGGCCUCCAUUAAGCGCUAAACUGCCUCGUAAAGCUCAAGGAUACAACUCCGAAGGUUACUUUUCCUCUGACCAAGAAGAUAGUGGUGUAUCUGGGUCUGUUAAACUUCGUAGCAGUCCACUAGCACAAAGCGUCGAUAGAUCCAAUUUCACCAGCCCCAUAGUAACUCAAAGACAGAUUAAAUCACCCGAUGUGUUAAUUAACCGUACGUCCAAAAGCCCCAUAGUCGAUAGCAUAAUGUCCAGAAGCGAUUACACUCCAAGACAAGCUCUCAAUCUGCCACUGAAAAGCUCCAGUUCCUAUAUCCAAAACGUCCAUAGAACACCAAGUUACGGUAACUUAAACUGCCACAAACAUGUCAUGGCUGACAUAAUAGACCAGAGUCCUGAAGGGAUCAUGUUAACGGAUAUUUCGAGUCCGGAAUUAGAUAUUCUCACCCCUGACAAUGGUCUCUCUACACCAGAACAUUCUAAAAGUCCGUUACGAAAAUCUAGAGCUUCAGAAACUCCAGAUUUAUUAUUCAAAAAGUGCCCACCCAAAUCAGAGCCGUUAUACAUUGAUGAUGAAGAUAACGAUUCCAAUCAUUCUUCAACUGGCACUUACACAAUUGAAGGUGACAAUUAUACAGAAGAACAGAAAGCUAGAAUGAGUAUAGAUAGAGCAUUGGGUGCAGAUUUGUAUAACGAAUCCAUAGAAGAUACGUUAAAGAAACGUUGCAGUAUAGAAAAGGAACCUGAUUUAAUAUUUGAGUAUCCAAACACUCAACAGGUUAUCACGAAAGAACCAAGAAGAGAUGUAUGCUUAAGAAAUCCAUUAAUGAUAAAUAAGACUGCAGAUUUACAGAAAGUAUCAAAAGAUAAGAAUGUAUUAGAAAUAUCGUGCUGUUACGAAUCACCGAAUGAAAAUGAUCUGGCUAUGCAAACAACGAAACAGAUUAAGUCAACGAGAAGUUAUUUAGAGAAAAUAAAGAAUAGAGUACGGACGAUAACGGAAAAGACCUUCUCUAAACCACACGAUGAAAACGUUGACCUGGGAACGUUUACUUCAGUAACAACAUCAGGUGUUCUAAGUUCAAAGUUUCCGUUUAAAAUUGAAAUGCCAAGUCGCAGGCGCUGUAGUUUAACAAAAUCAGAUAUUGACCAAACGGAUUACGUACAUAGGUUGUCACGAGAAUCAUCUGUUCCUGUUGCGUCAGACUAUGUACAUAGGUUAUCAAGGGAGUCUUCCGUACCCGUUUCGUUGCUUGGCAAAGGUGUUGAAGAUGUUAAAUUCGAGAGUACAGCGUUAAAAAAUGCACAGAAAGCUUUAAUAACGAACACAGAAGUAUCCCCAGAUCACGUAGUUGGUAAAUUGUCUUACUUGAGCUUAAAUAGGUGUAAGGGUGAUAAGACUUGGAUACAGGACUGGGCAGAUAGUGUUAAAAAGUACAAUAAUAACUCCUUAGUCAAGGAAACAGAUUUGAAUUCAACAUUUUCUGUUGAGGAUCGUCCACCCAUCAGUCCGAGAUUGAUACCUACUAAACCCCGCAGCCCGCACGGCACGCCCACAAAGAUACCCAGCCCAGUAGGCACGCUGUUGCACCGCAGGACACCAGAUCUAAUACCGCCACAAGACACGGAGUCCUAUCUACUAAAAACCCAAAAUGCAAUCACCAACCUGCAAGCCAAGCUGCACUCCUCAAGGACCACCAACAUCACCAAUAUGUCCAACAAUAUCACCAAUAAUAUGUCCAACAAUAUCACCAACAUUCCAAAUGCACUGACCACCAGUCUAUUAAGCGAGAAGACAUUAGUUUCACGACUGCCUUUAUCACAGCUUAGCCGAUCAAAUUCACUUAACUACCGGUUAAGAAGAAAAGACACGUCAAACGAUAACAGUCCGUUAAGAAGUCCAGGACAUUACGUUAUAACUGGUUCAACAAAACCACCCGAAACUAAGGUCCUUCUAAACACCGCGUCCAAAUCUUUGGACCAAGAGACAAGAUAUACAAACAUUCGACACGAUUCAAACAUGAACAGUCCAAAUUCUGAAAAAGGCUUACUCAGUAACAGUUCAGAUGAUAAAACACUAUCAAAUAGACCACAGUACGAUGUUGAAGCGAUUCUAUCACCCCACAGAAAAACACACGCAAGACACAAAUCGUUCGAUAGAAACGUCGAUUUGAGUGACAUGAACUUGAAUAAGACAAUUCAACCCGUGUGCCUUAAGACCGUGCUGAAGAAUAACGCUUUAGAAGCAAAAACGUACAGAAUCGACCCAACACGUUACCAAGGUGAUGCUAAGAAUUUUACAAAAGUUCACCAAAGGGUGUACAGUGAUAAAACCAAAUACAACACUCCUGCUUUUGGUAGUUCGAUAAAGCGUUCGAGUUCCUUCAAUACUGUUAACAGGAACAACAAUGUCGAACCCAGAUUUGUAUCAAGACGAUCGAGUGGUCAAUCCGAAGAAUAUAAAGACUCGGACGAGUCUGAUAACGGCUCGUUCGACAAAUCUCAGGAUAUAAGGUUCAAGAGGUUGAAUAGAGGAAGGAUAGAGUAUACGGAUAAGUCUGUGGUCCCGUCGAACUCCCCGAGAUGUCCCAAUACCCCGGAAAUGCAGAGGAAGUUCGGACCGGGGUUGGUUAGGAACUCUGUUCGUGUUACUAGCAAGGAGCGAGGUUCAAACACCAGGAUGUCAGAACCCCCCGUCGCGAAGGAGGAUAGGAGUAAGCCUGCCAGCCAUCAGAGUAGACGGAUAUCGGAGCCGACGCGGCAGGCCGUGCUGAACCGGCUGACUAAAUCCAGGUCUUCCACACGGGAGGUGCAUCCCAAGCAUCAGGAGAAAGGCCAAAAGAAACCAAGUCAACACCGCUCAUCUUCCGCCCUAGCCUCAAAGGAGUUAGAGUUCUCGAACUGGAAGAAAAGAUCUUCGUAUGACCCGAUGAAGGCGGCGCAAGAGGGCAGAAAGAGACAGCAAAUAGCCAGGAGGCAAGAGUGCAACAAGGACGACCUGAGUUCGCCAAGCCAUUCGUCCCCUGUCCACCGCUCUCAGUCAUUCCAUACAACGAACAUCGCAGACCUUACUCUGGACUACUCCUCUGAAGAGACUGAAGACGACCAGCUCACUUCCACCUUACCAGUGGACCCCAUGAUCACGUCCACCCACUCGGAUAUACUGGACCUACGCAGGGACAUGCGCAGACAGGGCCAAGACGUUGUAUUGGCGAGAGACUACGUCGCUAACUUCCAGGUCAACCAACCUCCAGACAAAAUAAAACGCAAAAACGUUACCAAUCGUAAACAAUAUGAGGAGCCCACACCAACCAAGGAAGACCAUGUCGACAAACGCAAGACCUUCAUCCUUGACAGCGAUACCAAUUCCACCACCAACGGCAGCAGUCCUCGGAACUCCUCCAUCUUCAGUCAUGAGAAGAACUCCCUCAACACUAGUGACACUGAGGACAGCGGGCCUGAGAGUGCCCCAGUGGUUAUGAGACAUGGGAAGAGAGCUCCCGUUCAGCCCAAACAGAGGUACAGUGGAGACUACUCCAUGUCCUCCUCAACGACAUCAAUAAGCAAAAAGCCCAAAGAGAUCCAGCCGCGAUACCUCGACAUAUCCAAGUACAAGUCGGAGAACUCCCCCAAGAACUUCCUGAGGAGGGACCCUAGUAAGACCUACGUCGGGGUUCUGGGCAGCUGUGACAAGAAGGAAGUUAGUAAAGGAAGCGCUCAGCAUUAUGAAAUGGAACAAAAGAAGCAGGAAUUAGAGAAGUGGAAAAGACGAGCAUCGUACGAUCCCCGCAAAGCGGCCGCGCAGGGCAAGGCCAAGCCCGCGCCCAAGACUGCCAGUAAUGUCCUUCGCUCACAGUCGUUUCACGGGCCGGUUCUAUCGCCGAACCAGCGCUACCAACCGCCGACCCUUAUAACGGAGACAUACGACGCGUCAAGCGAUAACGACUUUUAAUACAAAGCAAAUAGAGGCGGUUUUACGACGCCCGAUGUGAUAGUGUGUGUAUGUGUAAUGAAAAUGGAACCAAAUAUUUAUGUAGUGUAGACGCGGCUUUAAAAAAAAAAACGUCGCUUUGACAUUGACAUGUGUCAAAAUUCAAAGAUGGCGCCGCGCCAGUAUGUAUUGGAUUUUUUAAAUGUCGUUUUUCGAUUAUUUCCGUUUGCGACAGGCACGAUUUUUUUUUAAAAUCAAUUUCAGCUAGGCUCUGGGUUCGAACCCUGUGAUAAAAACAAUUUUAAACAGCUUCUGUUUAGAAACUUGCAAUACACUGAAUGAAUGUGAAAAAGAUUGGAAUGGAAGUACAUAAUUAUUGUUAUACAAUAGAGAUUAUAAACCAUUUAUUGAAAUUAUACAUAUUUUUUUCUCGUUUUAUAAUUAAUUUUACGUUUUAUGUAUGAUUUGAUGAGUAAUUGACUAUUUAGAAAUGUCACUUUGGCAUAUGUCAGUGUUUGCCGCCAAAUUUUAAUGGAUUUGAUUUUGUUGUUUAAGUUUUUUAUUUAGCUAAGGUACAUAGUAUUUUGGGAAGAUGCAAUUUUUUUUAUUCCCACACAUAAGUAAUUCGCACAAUGAAUUAUUUUUUGCAAUUUUUUGUAUUACUUCGAAAGUACACUUUCUUACAGUUUAGGAAUGUUUUAGUUUUCCAAAAUUAGACAUUUUCGUAUGUUUGAGUCUUUAUAUUGGACUGACAUUAAUUUUAAUAGUAGUAUUUUAGUACUAAGUAAAACCUUAGGAUUCUUUACACAUCCCGACAUGGUCGACCUGAUUAUUCACAUGCAAUAUUUUUAAAGUUUAUUCUUUGUUACUUGGAAAUCUUGUUAUUUGUCAAAUUUGACAGAAGAAUGUCUUAGGAUUUGAAUGUCAAAGUGUACUGAAGUCAUAAGUCAAGGAUGUGUUUAGAAUUUCUGAGUGGCUCAUAUCAUUCAUACAUCGAUUUAUUUAAAAAAAAUACUAGUAGUAUUUCUCUAUAAGCUUUAUUUAUACACAGUGCAAUGCGAAACAUCACAUGAAAUAUCUAGAGUACCUAUACCAGAUAACGAAGUAUUACUUUGUGAAAUUAUAUUGUUACACCUCUACGCUUUAUUAUUCUAAAAUAAAAGUUAUAUUAGGUUAUAUUUUGGCUACCAAAAUAUUUUGUUGCUAACGCGGAUGUCCACGAAACUAAAUGAACUAAAAAGCGCAAGUCUUGCGCAACAUGACUACCUAUCAAUUUUUUUUAUCUGUAUACAGUCGAAUUAACGUUUUGUGUAAAAAGCUGAUUUUUCAACCGCCAAAUAAUGUUUGAAGGUUCUUUGACUUUUUGUCAAUUUUUGAAUUGAAAAUCUGACAAAAUAUCUAAUCCUCUCGUCAAUGAUUAUUUGGCGAUUGAAAAAUCAACCCUCAAUAAUACAAUAUUGUGUUAUUCCAUUUAUAACUAUAGACUGGCAACCAUUCGUCCCGAAAAGCACAAAUUUUGUUUGAUAAAAUAACUAAAUUAUAGAAAAAUAUAUUAUUAAAACCAAUAGCUCUUGCAAAAAUCUAAAUGUCAUAUUGCGCUAAUUAGCAGGGAUUCUUUGUAGGACUAGUUGUAACUUUGAACUAGUAAAAUAUUUUUUAAUAACUGUAAAUAAUUGUAUGUACGCCUGAUUCUGCAAAAUCUGUCCACUAAAUAAUAGUUUUUUUUAAUUACUAUCAUCGGAUGUAAUAGACCGAGGUAUGCAAAUUAUUUUAUAUUAAUUUAAUUAUUCAAUACGAUCAUUAAUGGAAUUAAUUAUUUAUUAACAAUAUUUUGUACACUAUUAUCCUUAUUCAAUAUUUCCUCUAUUUACCUACUUUACUCCUAUCCUCCUGUGUACUGAAACACGUUUUGUUGAAUAGUUUAUGGCGAAUUUCUAUUUUUGUAUUUUGCGAAUAAAAAAAAAUUAUUAUUAAAACUAUUACUGUAAAAUACUCAUUUUCAUAAUCUAGUAACAAUUUAAUGAACACAUAAAAAAUAAUUGCUUUUUAUUAAUAUUAUACUUAGAUAUAUUUGAAAAAUAUUUCCUUGGCUGUACCUACCAUUCCGAUUUGUUGAAAACAAGAUAUAUUUCAUUCUUUCUCUUUAUUUCUAGAGUACCUAGUCUUGUUUUCACCAUAUUAAUAGUUCUUGAAUUUCAGGCACUAAGCCAUUUCCAAUGCACGGUCGGACCCGACAAAUCGGAACGUGUAUGACGCGCUUAAAUUAUUAUAUUAAUUGCGUAUUCCACAUAACGGUCCAGUAUUUUUUGUACAAAUUAUUUAAUCCCUAAGCAAUUUGUAUUUUUCCUCCCGCUUUGAGCUUGGUUCGAAUCUUUAUAGAGUAGUGUGAAGUGGUUCUAAUACAAUUUCAUAAAAAAUAAAAUCGCAAUAAAGUAUUUUCAUUGAUUUUUGAAUAAAUCAUUCAUUCGUUCAUUCAUUUCAAUUCGUCCCGAAAUAAUAUGAUCUCAGAUUUGAUUAUUGAAUAAUGCAAACUAUAAUUUGUGUAUGUUUUUAUACAUACUAAUAACUUGAAAUCAAAAUAUUAAUUUGGAAAUUGAAUUUAUUUUAAACGCUAAUUAACUAUUGGUCUCUUUGGUAGUCUUUUACUAAAAAAUAAGUAAAAUUACAUUUACAAAAAAAAUUGAGUUGGGACUCCAACCAUGGCUCAACCCAAUUUUUUAAAAUUAUUUUUUACAGUACGUCUGUAAAUUAAAACUCUUAACCACUUCACUCUUCUCUUAACUAAAAAAAAGUAAACACAUUUGAAUUUAGAACGUCUCCAUAUCCAUAAAGACUUGUAUUCCUAAAGUAUCUUAUAUUAUAGUAGUUAUUUUCUUGAAUAAAUGUAGUAAACAUCUGAUGAAAUAAUUGUUAAUCUUAGUUCGCAAAUUAUUCUAAACCUGAGUUAUUUACGAGGUCUAUAAAUUAUUGGUUCCUUGUAAAAGUGUAAAACGUGGGUUUAGAAAAAUUAACAAACUAUUUCGGAAAAGAUAUGCUAAGAUGAAAAAUUGUGGCUAAUUUCGUUGUACCAAAAUUACAGGUCUUAAAAUAGCCGUAUCCUUUUCACAAUAUUUAUAACAGAAAAGGAUAGCACGAUUUUUUGUGUACAAACGAAUUAGCAUCGAUGUUAGUAAGCCAGGCUUUUAAGUUCAAUAAUUGUAUAAUAAAUUGCUCCAAGCUAGUGUUUAUAUUAUACUAUAGUUGAUGUUAGCAUUUCAUAAAGCAAUUGUUUUAUCACGGAAAUAAAGCGAUUAUAAA